Messenger RNA from Pristis pectinata (smalltooth sawfish), 7874 nucleotides. It is a transcript of the gene thsd7aa, whose product is annotated as thrombospondin, type I, domain containing 7Aa. Gene Ontology annotation, biological process: actin cytoskeleton organization. The coding region runs from base 479 to 5377 and encodes 1632 amino acids. Gene Ontology annotation, cellular component: plasma membrane. The transcript has 28 exons. NCBI's taxonomy places the organism in Eukaryota, Metazoa, Chordata, Chondrichthyes, Rhinopristiformes, Pristidae. The record is from RefSeq and is a predicted model, not a curated record.
CAGACAUGCAUAUGCUCGUGUGCCUUUGCACAUGGUUAUAUAUGAGUGUAGACAGCAGUAUUCUGCAGCAUAGCUAGGCAGUGACAUUACUGCGUUUGUUUCUUUCUUUCCGUGCAGCUGGUGUGAAUGACUUGCUGCCGCCUACAAGACCCGAGUGACCCGCUGUAUCAGCCGGAGCCCCUCGUGGACAGCUGCUUCCCUUAGCUGAUUGAAACCUGCCGUUAGUCACUGACUUGGAAGGAAAGGAAACGGUUGCAGCUCAGGUUGUUAUUGUUUUCUGACGAAAGCACCUUUUAUUUUCCAUAUUCGGGCAAGCAAGUGUUCUGGAGGAAGACUUUCUGUAUCAACAGAUCGUGGCGGACACUCGGCAAGAGAAAUAAGAGGAAAAAAGAGAGACAUCAAUAACAGGGCGAGGGUUAUAAUAUCCUUUGUCUCCCGAACUGGAGUCACACUGAAGCAGGCUGGUGAUUCUGGAGCUAUGAGACUGAGAAAGAAAAGCAGCGCUUCAAUCAGAUGUGUAAAGAACUGUGCUGCUUUAGCACAGGGUAUUGGUGUGAUGUUAACCCUGGUCUUUGGGAUCUGGAAUGUUAAGGCAGAAGCAGAAGAGGAGUUUCAGUCUGUAUAUGUUUGGAAACCAGGUGUCUGGGGGAGAUGUAUGGGACAGAAGUGUGGCCCAGGUGGUAUCCAGACCAGGUCAGUAUGGUGUGCCCACGUGGAGGGAUGGACGACUUUACCUACUAACUGUAAACCAGCAGAAAGACCCGAGAAUCAGCAGAAUUGUUUCAAAGUCUGUGACUGGCAUAAAGACCUAUAUGAGUGGCGGGUGGGUGAAUGGAACGAAUGUUCACCUGUUACUUCCAGGAGCCCUUCUUCAAAGCAAACCUCUGAGUGCUUGCAAGGAGAGGAUGGAAUUCAGAGGAGGAAUGUAACUUGCAUCGAGAAAAGAAAUGGAGCUGCAGCAGAAGAUGUUAUCUGUGAAUAUUUUGAGACAAAGCCCCACCUUGAGCAAGCCUGUCUCAUCCCUUGCCCACAGAAUUGUGUGGUUACCGAGUUUACUCCCUGGUCUGAAUGUACUAAAUCCUGUGGGGUUGGAUUACAACACCGACUUCGUCAAAUCCUGGUACCUUCGCUCUAUGGCGGUGAGCCAUGCCCCAAACUUACUGAGUUUCAGACCUGCACAUUCAAUACCUGUCUGGCAGAAGAAAGUAUGUACAGUCUGAAAGUUGGUCCCUGGAGCGAAUGUUCUCUUCCACAUUCUCGGCAAAUUCGGCAGGCAGGAAGCAGGAUGAGAGACCCAGAAGCCUGGGAGCUUAUGAAGAAAAAGAGGAACAGAAACCGUCAAAUCCGUCAAGACACCAAAUAUUUUGACAUACAGAUUGGUUACCAAACACGGCAAGUUACAUGUACUCACAAAAGUGGGAAGACUGCUGCUCUCAGCCACUGCACACAACAGAAGUUGCCAAUCACCUUCCAGUCCUGUGUAGUCCCAAAGGACUGUCAAACCUCAGAAUGGUCUGAGUGGAGCCCUUGUUCAAAGACUUGCUACAGCGCAACAUCUCCUAAAGGAUUUCGUAUCAGAACAUCCAGUAUCAACCAAUUUCCAGUUGGUGGUGGAAAGGAAUGUCCACCCCUAGAAGAACAAGAACCAUGCUCUCCCCAAGGGGCAGGUGUGCCACCUUGUGCUACAUAUUUGUGGAAGACAACAGAAUGGAGUGAAUGUCGUGUUGAUUCGUUACUCAGCCAGCAAGAUAGAAGACGUGGAAAUCAAACUGCACUGUGUGGUGGGGGGAUUCAAACCCGUGAAUUCUACUGUGUGCAAGCUAAUGAAAACCUCUUAUCUUAUCUGAACACACUAAAGGAAAAGGAAGCUUCAAAACCUGUUGACAACAAAUUGUGCACUGGACCCUCACCAAACACCACACAAAUGUGUCAGAUCACCUGUCCAAUUGAAUGUGAAGUAUCAUCUUGGACUGCUUGGGGACCAUGUACCUAUGAAAACUGCCAGAAUCCACAGGGAAAGAAAGGAUUUAAACUGCGGAAACGACAAAUUACCAAUGAGCCUACUGGUGGGAUUGGAAAUUGUCCACACUUAAAUGAAGCUAUCCUUUGUGACGACCCAUCGUGUUAUAGCUGGCAGGUUGUGAAACUGGGCGAAUGCUUACCCGACAAUGGCAGUGAAUGUGGACCAGGCAUCCAAACGCCAGAAGUUCAAUGUGUCAACAGCAAUAGAGAAGUCGUAGACAGAAAUUUGUGCAGAGAAGCUAUAUACCCUGUGCCAGUAUUGUGUGAAGUACCUUGCCCAAGAGACUGUGUACUUAGUAAAUGGUCAGGCUGGUCAUCGUGUUCAUAUACCUGCUCUGGGAAAACCACAGAGGGUAAACAGAUGCGUGCACGUUCAGUUCUGGCAUAUGCAGAUGAAGGAGCAACACAGUGUCCAAACAGCAGUGCCUUACAGGAAGUACGCAGCUGUAAUGAGCAUCCUUGUAUUAUACAUCACUGGCAGACUGGUCCUUGGGGCCCCUGUAUUGAAGAUUCGUCUGUAGCUGGUCUUAAUUCAAGCACCAGCUGGAGUGGUGAGGCGACGUGUGCUGUGGGAAUGCAAACCAGAAAAGUUAUUUGUGUGAGAGUCAACGUGGGACAAGUCGGACCAAAAAAAUGCCCUGAGAGUCUACGGCCAGACACAGUGAGACCAUGUCUCCUACCAUGUAGAAAGGACUGCAUUGUCACAUCUUUUAGUGACUGGACACCUUGCCCAUUAUCGUGCAAAGAUGGAGAUGAUACCACAACAAAACAAACCCGCCAUCGCAUCAUCAUUCAAUUACCAUCAAAUGGAGGACGAGAUUGCCCUGAUACACUCUUUGAGGAGAAGGACUGUGAGUCCCCUCAUGUCUGCAACAUUUACAGGUGGAAAACACACAAAUGGCGACGGUGUCAGCUGGUACCUUGGUAUGUCCGUCAAGACAGUCCAGGAGCACAUGAAACCUGUGGUCCAGGACUUCAAACCAGAGCGUUAUCAUGUCGAAAGCAAGAUGGUGGUCAAGUGGACAUGAGCAAUUGCCUGAAGUGGGCUGGCACAAUGCCAGUUUUAACUCAACAUUGUCAAUUGCCCUGCCAGGAUGACUGCCAGUUCACCAACUGGUCUAAGUUUUCUUCCUGCACUGGGGACUGUGGUACAGUACAAACCAGACGAAGAACAAUUGUUGGUAAGAGCAAGAAGAGAGAAAAGUGUAGGAACACUCAACUUUUCCCUCUGAUCGAAACCCAGUUCUGUCCCUGCGACAAAUACACAGCCCAACCUAUAGGCAACUGGUCAGACUGCAUUCUGCCUGAGGGAAAGAUGGAGACCAUGCUUGGCAUGAAGGUCCAAGGAGAUAUCAAGGAGUGUGGACGGGGUUAUCGCUAUCAGGCGUUGGCCUGUCGAGAUCAAAAUAAUAGACUUGUGGAAUCAGGACGAUGCAACAGACAUGCAUAUAUAGAGGAAGCCUGUGUCAUUCCCUGCCCUUCUGACUGUAAGCUUAGUGAGUGGUCUAAUUGGUCUCGCUGUAGCAAAUCAUGUGGCAGUGGAGUGAAGGUCAGAUCCAAGUGGUUACGUGAGAAGCCGUACAAUGGCGGACGACCUUGUCCAAAGCUCGAUCACGCCAACCAGGCUCAGGUAUAUGAAGUGGUUCCCUGCCACAGUGACUGCAGUCAGUACGUGUGGAUAGCAGAGCCAUGGAGCGUUUGCAAAGUGAGCACUGUGGACCUAAAGGAUAACUGUGGUGAAGGGGUACAAACUCGGAAAGUGAGGUGUAUGCAGAAUACAAUGGAUGGUCCCACUGAAUUUGUUGAAGACUACCUCUGUGACCCAGAAGAAAUGCCAUUGGGUUCCAGGCAGUGCAAGUUGCCAUGCCCUGAUGAUUGUGUUAUGUCUGAAUGGACAGCUUGGAGCAGGUGUCUUCUGCCUUGUAACAGUAGUGCCACUCGAGAGCGGUCUGCUCUUCCAAUAAGGCAGUCUGGGGAAGGGAAGCCCUGUCCAGCUGAAACAGAGACUGAGCCAUGUCAUCUGAACAGGAACUGCUUUCACUACAUAUACAACGUUACAGAUUGGAGCACUUGUCAGUUGAGUGAAAAAGCAGUUUGCGGGAAUGGAAUUAAAACAAGAAUGCUGGAUUGUGUUCGUAGUGAUGGCAAGUCAGUUGAUCUCAAGUACUGUGAAGAGCUGGGUUUGGAAAAGUCAUGGCAAAUGAAUGCAUCAUGUACUGUGGAAUGUCCGGUGAAUUGUCUUUUUUCUGACUGGUCACCCUGGUCUGAUUGUUCUCAGUCAUGUGGUCUUGGAGGAGUAACGAUGCGAAAGAGGAAAUUGAUUCAGCCAUUCCAGGGAGAUGGGAGACCGUGCAUCAUGCAGUUGGAACAGUCCAAACCAUGCCUAAUCCGGCCUUGCUAUCGCUGGCAGUACAGUGAAUGGGGCCAGUGUAAAGUGGAGGAUGCUCAGUGUGGAAAUGGGAUGAAAUUUCGAAACAUGUCAUGCGUUGUGUUUGAUGGAUCCAGUGAGGAUUCUGGCAAGAUUGUGGAUGACGAGUUAUGUGGUGACCUGGAACCUGCAGUGAAUGGAGACAAACAGAUUGUUCUGCAAGCAUCCUGUGCUGUUCCAUGUCCAGGUGACUGUUACCUGACAGAAUGGUCUGUGUGGAGUUCUUGUCAGCUAACCUGUGUGAAUAACCAAGAUCUCGGUUAUGGUGGAGUACAGGUACGAACUAAGGCAGUGAUCAUCCAAGCAAUAGAAAACGAGCACCUGUGUCCUGAGCAGACACUGGAAACCCGCUCAUGUACAGGUGGUCACUGUUACGAAUACAUUUGGUUGGCUGGUGCUUGGACAGGAUCAUACCGAGAAGUGUGGUGUCAGAGGUCAGAUGGAAUAAAUGUCACAGGUGGCUGCUCUGCAUUGAAUCAACCUUAUGCUGACAGGUCUUGUAACCCACCAUGCACUAAACCUCACACAUACUGUACUGAGUCUGCAGUGUGUGCCUGUGAAGAAGGUUACACAGAGGUGGUGACAUCAGACAAUCUGCUGGAUCAAUGUACCAUGAUCCCAGUGCUAGAGAUCCCUUCAGUGGAGGAGAAAAAAGCAGAUGUGAAGACAAGCCGAGCCAUCAAUCCAACCCAAACAUCUGAUAGCAAACAAGGACAUUCAGGACAUACAUGGUUCCUGCAACCUUUUGGAGCAGAUGGGAAGCUGAAAACAUGGGUUUAUGGUGUGGCAGCAGGAGGUUUUGUCUUAAUAAUCUUCAUUGUCUCUAUGAUCUAUCUAGCCUGCAAAAAGCCCAAGAAACCACAGAGAAAACAAAAUAACAAGCUGAAACCUUUGACCUUGGCCUAUGAUGGAGAUGCUGACAUGUAAACUCCCUUAUUGCUUGAUGGACAUGUCCCUAUCUUUCUCAUCACUGUAAGAUAUACUGUGCAGUUCUGUAUGCCCAGACUACCGUCCUUUACAGAAUUCUGUGUCAGUGUGCCAGAUUCUAUAGCACUGUGACAUCUUUACAGGAAGGAGAUGGAAAAUGUGCCACAGAUUUCAUUCUCAGUAUAAUGCAGAACUUCAAAUGAUACAGCUGCCUAUUUACAGCAAGCUAAAUCUUUGAUAUGAUGCUAAAUAACUGUCCUGCAUUGCGCCAAAAGAAAUCCUUAAUUUUAUCUGAAUGACAUUAAAAUGCAAAUUACAUUAGAAUUGAAAAGUAAACAUGAAUUUUCAAAUAAUUGCCUUGUGCUUAAUAACUAUAUAUCAAAUAUAAGAACACUGCCUGUGUGAAUAAGAUCAUCAACUAUGACAGAAAUCAAGUGAAAAACUGGCAAAUGUUCAUAGACAUGAUGCACACUUACUAGAAAGAACAGGCUUGAUGGAUUGAGAAGUUAAACUGAAAACCCUGGCCAAAAGCAGUUUCAAAUUCUCUUCCCUCCAGUGUUAAUACAGAAGGAGUGUAAAUUUAUACUUCUAUCAACUGCUUAUUGCAAUUGAUUGUAGACACAGCAGCAUUGAAUAAUAUUUAUGUGCUUGGCGACAGGUCAUUAUUUAAAGCAAGAAGGAUGGAUGAAUUGCUGGAAGAUUUUGCAAAACAUGAACAUCAGAAACCGCAAAAUAUAAUAGUAAAAUACAAAUUAAAAUAUUCAACUGGGAACUUGCUACUAUAUUAACAGCUUAAACCUUUUCCUUCUUAAUUAUAAAACCAUAAAUACAGUAUAUAUUUCCAACAAGUUAACCACCUAAACCAGUACUUAUUGCUGCUGAAAAUGUUGCAAUGUUGCAAACUAUAACCUUGAUUUUUCCAUCAAAUGAAAUGCUCUCUCAAAAUGACCUGUGGACUAUGGCCCACAACAUUUGUUUAAAUGAGGAACUUUUUUUGCACUAUAUUAGUGCUGCAUGAUAUGCACUUAACCAUUUAUCACCUUAGAAUUAGCCUCUGUUUUCUUUUUUUCUAAAAGUGUCUCAUUUUGCUAAUAUUACAUAGAUAGUUUGAAAGGGAGCAAACUAAAGUUUACUCAUGGAUUGCAGCAAUGUUGAACUCGAGCAGAAUGAAAUCAAAGCAUUUCAUUCAGUGAGUGUACAUACAUAAAUGUGCGUCUAAAGUCACUGCAGCUAGUUUGUAAAAUGUAUCAGUGGUCAGUAUAGUUGCAGUAUUGAUAGGGAUCUAGCUGAAUUUUCUGAAAUAUGUAAUUGUUCUGAUCUUAUGUGCUUAUGUUGUGCAAACAGUCCACUGGCUCUUUUGCUAGUUAAAUCUUUUUAUGAAGUUUCCCCGUUGUAUCUUUUAAAGGAGCAACACCCUUUGGUUAUUUCACUAUCUUGACCAAAUGUGAGGAAGAGGACAGACUGCAGUUAGCAAACUCAAAAAUCAGAAGUCUCAGUUAUCUAAGUAAGAUAGCCAAUCUGUGGGAAAAGAAUUUAAUUCCUUCCAUUAAAAUUAUUUGAGGAAACAGAAACAUUUGAGGAAAAUAAACAAGCAUUUAUUACUAUUACAUUGCCAUUAUUUUGUAAGCCUUCCUCUUUGUAUGAAACUCAUUUAUUUUGUUAGUCUGAAACAAAUUAAGCAGGAACUGUCUUUCAGAAGGAAAUACUGUAAAACUAAGUAUUGGAGAAAGUUAAAAAUGCGGUUCACCCCUGUUCUGAGCAACAAUAAUGUCCUCUAAAUUAUAUAUGUUAUUAAUAUUACAUCCUGCAGAAAAUUAUCAACAUGUAAUUUUGUCAAGAUUCCAAAUAGUUAUUAUUGUCAGAAAUAUUCUGGUUCACAGUAGUCAAAAAGUGUACUUUUCUGAGGAGACUGUUAAAUUGAAUCGCUAAGAUAAUAAAAAAUAGUAACAGCAAUUUGCAUUUAUUUUAAGCUGCUGCUAAAUAUUAAAUCAUGGUAUAUGGUUUGAUGAGAGAACAGACUAUCUGUUUUCAAUGUUUAAGUCAAUGGGAGCUUUACUUCUGUUACAAAGGGCAAAAGUAAAAAUGAAUUGUACAUGAAGACAACUGACAUCUCUCAGCUUGCUCGAAAUUAAAAGUCAGAGAAAGAAUGUCACCACAUAUGAAGCUAAACCCAUUACGAUUAGUAGUUUAUUUUCAUGUUUCUGAAUGAAGGCAGCAGUUACCAAAAGAAAAGGGUCUCUUUCAUUCCAAUGUGUUAUUGUUAAUUUGUAGAUAUGCCAUUUUUUAAAUGUUUUUAAAUUAUGUAUAUUUUCUUUUUUCAAAAAUAAGGGCAAUGUUUAUGUAUGAGCUCCAAAAUUUUGUGGAGGAAAAUAAAGCCCAAAUUUUAUCGAGUAACAAUUAUAUUUAAAACAAAAAUGUGGCACGUGCUUUAUUGGAGGUUAUUGUUUGAUAGCAUUUAUUCUACCUGAAAUGUGAAAUAAAAAAAAUCAAAAUGUUA